Messenger RNA from Paramuricea clavata, 3195 nucleotides. NCBI's taxonomy places the organism in Eukaryota, Metazoa, Cnidaria, Anthozoa, Malacalcyonacea, Plexauridae. The record is from the annotation of a GenBank genome assembly.
GUAGUAUAUACGAUUGUGGACGGGGGGAGUUUCUUCGAAUCGGCCAUAUCACAUGGAGAACAACAUGCUAUCAAAAUGACAACAUUCUGGCUAAACAAAUGUUUAAAUCCCUUCAAAUUGAAAAACCCGUCAGCCUUUUCAUUAAGGACUCAAGUCUUACUACGAAAUGCUGCGUUCUCUUCGUGUGCACACCGAAUUUACGAACAAAAUUUGACGAAACAAAUGGUACAUGAAAGUAAACCCAGGAAAAUAUAUGGGCAAUAUUGUAAUAUCAAACAACGUGAAAAGGACUUGGAUUUAUGUACUUUUGGUUCAGUAACACGACAAUUUCACGGAAGUAGUUCUAGUGUGAGAUUUCAGGAAGAAAAGAAGCCAGAGUCACUACAGGAACUGGUGGAAGCAACAGAAAGACCUCAAACUGCACUUACUGUUAGUCAGAAAGGUACAGUAUCAUCCUACUUUAUAUUAGAACUUGAUCUACUAGAGAACAGAUGCACGGGACUACGUCCCACAAACUUGGUUUCAAUGCAACCAAUCACAAUUCGGCCAUAUCUGCUGCAAGUCCAUGCGACUAUGCAUUGACCCUGCUUGCAAAUUGCUAAUUUGUGAUUGGUUACAGAUUUUCCCCUUUGUCAAUAUUGGACACUUGGAGAAGUGAGGGAGCAACCGCCCAUCCCAUCCCCAAUAAUUUCUGCAUGCCUUAGCCUUUAAAUGGUUGCUGAAAUGCUGUGUAAAAAAAUUGUAGCAAUAAUUUUACAAAGUUUACAUGAAAUCAAAUUGGUAAGCUAUAUAUAAAUUAAGCAAAUACGCAUGAAAUUUAAAGGCAAAAUGGCGACCUAAAUUUGUCCCCACCCAAUAUUUUGCAAAGUGUCAACCAUUGUUUUAUACUUUAAAGUUUGUGUUGUUUAUUUUAGUUGCUCAAGCAGGAAAAGAUGUCAGUUAUUUUGCCAUCAUUUUAGCUGGUUUUGCUGUUACAGGUAGUACAUGCAGUGUAGUUGCCACUUGAUUGCAUAUUAUUUAACCCAUUGAGUUGCAUUGCACCUCAGUGCAUGGACAGAUUUUCUGGGGGGUGCACCCACUAAAAUAUUUUGCACCCCCAAAAAAGGUCUCCCCUGAGCAAAAUCUGAAAAUCCGUCUAUGCCCCAAUGCACCCUGCUUUAUUAUUUUAUUCUGUCUAAUUCCAGACAAUUUUACUUGUCAAGAUCGUGUGAACAAUUCAGCCUGUUCUCUAUGUUUAUCCAAAAUCUUGAUCUUUAUUUAGGUGGUCUGUUAUGGUAUGUUUUCAGUGAAUUAUUUCUGAGCAGUAGUCCCAACAAGAUCUAUGCUGAUGCUUUAAAGAAAGUAAAGUUAAAUGAGGAGGUACGUACAUGUAUUGUAAUUAUGCUAUAGCGGAUAGCCAGAUACAACUUACCAUACUCUCAAAAAAUCUUUACCUAUCCAAUUAUCGAAAUCAUGUUUGUUUUGGUCCCCCAACGUCAACACCACUACUCCUAAGUGUUUAAUUUAACUUGGUAGUGAUAGGCAAUUAUCUGUAUCGUUAUAACUGUCACCGCAGGUUCUAAAUGCUCUUGGAGAGCCAAUCAAAGCUUAUGGUGAAGAGACGUCAAGAGGGCGAAGACGACAUGUCAGGUACUGAAGCUUGAUGUACAGUUGCGACUUACCCCAGGGAUGGAUUUACUAAUGGUGCUGGGGUGUGUGUACCCUAAACCAUGACCAUGGCCAAAGCCCAAUGAGUAUACCACCAUGAACCCCCUCCCCACCUUGCCCACACCCCCUCCAUACCAGAUCUGGCAGGAUUCAUCCCUGAUUCACCCAAAUGGAUGAUCAAAAAUUUGCUGGUCUAUUAAUUAAAUUAAGCAACAAGAGUAAAUCAAGGCUCAUCAUCAUUUGAAUGAAUAAAAUUAUCUGUUGUUGCCAUAUAACUGUUAUUUCUCUUGUCUAGUUUUCAAGAAUAUAUUGUUGCUGGAGAGAAUUACAUGAGAGUAAAAUUUUAUGUUUCUGGUACUCAUCGCAAAGGAACCGUUCACGUUGAUGUUAAACAGGUAAUUUGAGAUUUCUGUUGUGGUUUUUGUCUGAAAAGAAAUUAAAAACACUUUGACAUAUUUCGAGUGAAGUCACAUCCUGAUAACGCUAAAUCUUUUCAACAGGUUUCGGCAAGAAGAUAUGAAUAUCGCUUUAUUUUUGUUGAAAUGGAAGGCUUCCCUCCUCUGACAAUCAUCAUUGAGGACAACAGAUUAGAAACUGAUUAAAGUAAAAAAAUGAUAACUAUAGGUAAAGUAACUAUAUGGAGUUCUAUUCUAGGCUACAUUGAACAAUAUUGAACAUGUUGGUUGACAGAGCCUCUUAAGAAUUUUUCAUUGGAGGGGCCAUCAACAUAAAGGGACCUAAAUGGUGAACUGGAACAAUGGGAACCUGUAAGGAUGUCUAGGGAUCCACCUUUGAUUUUCUGCAUUUUUUUAUACAACUUUUGAUAUAUUUCAACCAGUAAACAAAGGUUUGGCCAUAGGAGCACAAAAACGCUUUUUGCUUAUAGUUAAACAGAAGGGAUCUUCACUGUGGGUGGAGUAAUUGGCUGGGAGGACUCCCCCCCCCCUACCCCACCCCCAGUUUAUAUAAAUGUUACAAGAGGCUCUGUAAUCGUUGAAGGAUUUAACUACAUGAAUAAUAUAGAAAUAAAAUCAAGGUUUUGACUGGGCGAAGGCCAUCUAGCUGGACGUUGGUAGAAACGUUAAAAUUCUUGACUUUUUACAUCAUUUGGUAAAUACAGAAAUGCUUUAUCAACAAGAUUUGUGGUCCGUUUAGCCUUUAGGCUUUGUGAUUCAUUAAUAUAUUUUACUGGCGAAGUUGACAUUGAUUUUAGAUGUGAUUAAAGCCACUGUCAAACGAGGAUGAGAGUUAAUUGGCAUGCAUUGUUACGGGGACAUUUCAAGCUCUAGAUUAGCAAACAAAGGUUUGAUGGGUUUUCCAACUAUGUUAAGUAGAAUACAUGAGUCAUGAUAAGGGACCGGUCAUUAUUUAUGGUGGGUGGUGGCACCGAAGAGAAAUGUUUUUUGUGGCAAAAAUUUUGCUGACCCGACCAUUAAAAAGUAAAAAAUUUGAUUACCCAACCUCAAAUAUCAAUUAAAAAAUAAAUACCCACCCCUGGCCAAAAACUUUACAAAAAGGUACCACUCAGUUGUCACACAUGUCCCUUGC